Messenger RNA from Cladophialophora carrionii CBS 160.54, 465 nucleotides. RefSeq lists its product as uncharacterized. The record is from RefSeq and is a predicted model, not a curated record. NCBI's taxonomy places the organism in Eukaryota, Fungi, Ascomycota, Eurotiomycetes, Chaetothyriales, Herpotrichiellaceae. The transcript has 2 exons. Gene Ontology annotation, molecular function: protein-macromolecule adaptor activity. Gene Ontology annotation, cellular component: endoplasmic reticulum; membrane. Bases 1 to 465 code for a protein of 154 amino acids.
AUGUCGUCACUUCUGCCCCAAUCCGAGGGAUACCUCCCACUCUACAUCUUAUUCGUGAGUUACUACGCCUUGAGUGUGGGCGUUACCGCCAUCGGCAAUGCCAUCCAAUGCUACUUCACCAUGUCCUACACCCAGCGCCUUUACCCUGGUACGCCAUCCUCGAGCCAGACCAAGGACAAAGCCAAUCCGGCAGUCACCUCGCCCGCAACACCUCUCUCGUCGAGGACUUUUGGCACCUGGACGGCGGCAGUCGGAAUUGUAAGAUUGUUUGCGGCAUACCACAUCAAUGAGCCGGCAUGGUACCAGAUGCAAACCCUGACCAAUAUUAUUGGUCUCGUCCAUUUCGGUCUGGAAGCAUUUGUCUAUAAGACGACUCAACCGUCAGGGCCAUGGCUGGCUCCAGUCACUGUGGCAUUGAUUGGGACCGGCUGGAGCAUUGCACAGUACGGGUUCUAUGUCAGAUGA